Messenger RNA from Ilex paraguariensis (yerba mate), 216 nucleotides. The record is from the annotation of a GenBank genome assembly. Lineage: Eukaryota; Viridiplantae; Streptophyta; Magnoliopsida; Aquifoliales; Aquifoliaceae.
AUGGUAUUAAGACUGGCAGAAAUGCCCUGGGGAAUGAGGGAUGUUAUGGAGCAGAUAUGGAUUGUUUUGGAUAAGUUGCAUUUCCAGAUAAGGCAUAUUUACAGAGAGGCCAAUGUCAUUGCUGAUUUUUUGGCCUCUUUUGCUGUGCAGACUGGCAGAUGUCAUGAGUUUUCUGAGAAUGAUGUGCUGCCUUUUGAUGGGAGAUUGCUUUUAUAG